Molecule: messenger RNA, 1591 nt
Organism: Rubroshorea leprosula
Lineage: Eukaryota; Viridiplantae; Streptophyta; Magnoliopsida; Malvales; Dipterocarpaceae
Source: the annotation of a GenBank genome assembly
CUCUAACCGGGGUCCAGGCCCUUGGAUGGUGGUAAUAGGAAACACGGAAAAGGACUUCACACCAGAACUGGAAUCUGCAACAGCCCCUGAUCUGCCCGUCGGUGAAAGCUCAGGUCCCAGGACAUUCGCGAACGGCGAAUCAACCGAAGUACGGAAAGAUCGAAACAGUCACGACGGAAUCCGGUACAAGAUGCCGAAGAAGAUGGGCGUCAACAGCAAAGCCGAGGAGGCGCGUGCGCGCAAAAGCGCUGUGGAAACUGAGCGCAAGGAGCGGUUAGCCCAUGAGAAGGAAGAGCAGUACUGGCGCGAAGCGCAGGGCCCUAAGUCCAAAGCUGCUAAGAAGAAGGAGGAGGAAUCUGAGAAGCGCGCCGAGGCAGCUGCUCGCCGCGCUGAGGCCCGCCGGUUGGCUGAGUUGGAGGAGAAGGAGAUCGAUAAGUCGAUUAAGAAGCCGGACAAGAAGGCUAAUCGCGUUUCGGUUCCGGUACCGAAGGUGACAGAGGCAGAACUUCGUAGGCGGCGGGAAGAGGAGCAAGCGGAGCAAGCGAGGAAGGCAGAGGAGGCUAAAAAGAAGCAGACCAGGACUGCGGCUGAGGAGGAGUAUGAGAGGAUGGUCUUGGUGACGAAUACCAACCGGGAUGAUUCCGUAAUCGAGGCUAGGAGCGUUGAGGAGGCAAUUGUUCAGAUGACAGUUGCAGAUAAUCCGCCAGUGGAUCGGCAUCCAGAGAGGCGGCUCAAGGCCUCUUUUAAGGCAUUUGAAGAAGCUGAGCUUCCCAAAUUGAAGGAAGAGAAACCUGGUCUUACUCACACUCAAUACAAGGACAUGAUAUGGAAGCUAUGGAAGAAAUCUCCAGACAAUCCUCUAAAUCAGAUUGCUGAGUGAUCAUUGCUGCAACUCGUUUGUGCUUUAAGAGUAGGUGAUUUUACCUGUCAUGCUGCACAGAUGCAAGCCCAAGUGUAGUAAAGCAUUUAUGAUUUAUAAAACCUACAGAGCUUCUGGGCUACUGUAUGUUCCUUCAUGGUUAAAACUACAAAAAAAAAAAAAAAAAAAUUCUGAACGAAUAAUAAUGCUACCUAUUUAUGUCUUAUACCUAUUUAGAUCCGACAUCUCUUGUUGCAAUGUGACUCUGGACUUUUCCAGUUUCUGUCUCUUUUCCUUUUCCUGAAGCAUUGAAAUAUGAUUAAUGUACAGUCAAAGAAAUAGUACUUGGCAUGGUUUGUGCUUAUCAGUUUUGUUAAUUAUGAUUUUUUUUCUGCAAAUAUGUUAUCAGUUAUGGAUUUGUGUUUCUCUUCUUUCCUUGUGGACUCAUGAAGAGUAAUAAUGUGGGAUCUGGUUAUUGACUUGUAUCAUGUAAGGCAUGCAUUUGAAAUCGCCUCUAUUAUCUGAAGUUUGGAGUUACCUUAACUAGGAGGUGUUACUUGUUUAUGGAUACUGCUUUGAUAGAGGACACUGCCUUUUCUUUAUUUUUGUCAGAAAACACAUUGGCAAUUGAUGCAUCCUUCGAGAUUUCUGAAUGAUUGUGAAGAUCAAGGAAGCUUUUACUCUUGUUGGUCAUUUCUUAUUAUAGCUCAGUCCCCUUAACUGUAUUUUUGA